This is a messenger RNA of Centropristis striata (black sea bass), 3328 nucleotides long. It is a transcript of the gene kcnj9, whose product is annotated as potassium inwardly rectifying channel subfamily J member 9. Bases 544 to 2043 code for a protein of 499 amino acids. Gene Ontology annotation, cellular component: plasma membrane. Gene Ontology annotation, biological process: regulation of monoatomic ion transmembrane transport; potassium ion import across plasma membrane. The transcript has 8 exons. The record is from RefSeq and is a predicted model, not a curated record. NCBI's taxonomy places the organism in Eukaryota, Metazoa, Chordata, Actinopteri, Perciformes, Serranidae. Gene Ontology annotation, molecular function: inward rectifier potassium channel activity.
ACCGACUCCAUCACAUGCACAGAUGAUGGAGCUCUCUCUACGCUGCCGGGUUAUACUGUUGCCACCAUUUCGCAUGUCCACUGCCCGACACCUGGUCUUACAAAUGCCGUGAUCAUUUGACUUGACUUGUUCUCUUAUUAUUUAUUCAUGCGCGACCAUUCAGUAGAAGGCGUGCUAGCUUUCUUCUUAUUGUGCAUGCUGAGCGGUCGGGACUGAGGUGAUUUUUUGUUUUCCUGGAAAAAAAGCGAGUGGACAGAUGCUGCGUCGCUGGUAAACACCAGAAAUGGGUGUCAUCGAACCGAAGCUGCCAGUAGCGGCUCAUUCUUGGACCAGAUUGUCGUUUUUCUUAUGAUAAAACAUCUGCACGAUCCUGGUUUUAUACAACUACAAGUUGCUACGCUGAGCAGGCUUCAGUCAAGCAAACAAAUGGUCCAAUCAAUAGCCUCUGGACAGCGUCUGCCAUAGGGAGGAUAUCAAUAGAACGUUAAUACUCCUGACACACACACAUACACACAAACGGACACACACACACACACAGAGGCCAUGGCUCUGGAGAACUCAGUGUUCCCCUCCCGCCCGGACUCUCUCUCGCUCCCCGUGGAGGAGAAGGGGGAAGGGGAAGAAGUGGAGGUGGCCACCGAGGCCACAGCCUCCACUGGAGUCUUCAACGUGUCGGGGGAGCUGGGCCACGUCGUCACCACAGAGACAGCGCCAUCACCUCCACCUUUAGUCAAGGUCAAAAGGUCCUUCCAGUCCAAGCUGGCGGAGCGCGAGACCAAAGCCAACGAGCACAGGAAGAAGAUCAUACCGGAGAAGGAGAGGGGGCGCUUCGGGUGGGUCCGGAAUCGGCGUAGGAGACAGCGUUACGUGGAGAAGAAUGGUCGCUGCAAUGUGCAGCACGGUAACAUGCGGGAGACUUACCGCUACCUGACCGACAUCUUCACCACACUGGUGGACCUCAACUGGCGCUGCUCGCUCUUUGUCUUCGUCAUGGCGUACGCCGUCACGUGGCUCUUCUUCGGGGCCAUCUGGUACCUCAUAGCCUACCUAAGGGGCGAUCUGGACCAUCUGGAGGAUGAGACGUGGACGCCGUGCGUCAACAAUGUCAACGGCUUCAUCUCGGCCUUCCUCUUCUCCAUCGAGACAGAGACCACCAUUGGCUACGGCCACCGCGUCAUCACAGACCAGUGUCCAGUGGGCACCAUGCUGCUGCUGCUGCAAGCUAUACUGGGCUCCAUGGUCAACGCCUUCAUGGUCGGUUGUAUGUUUGUGAAGAUCUCGCAGCCCAACAAACGUGCAGAGACACUGGUGUUCUCCAAGCACGCCGUCAUCUCUCUGAGAGACGAUAAGCUCUGUCUGAUGUUCAGGGUGGGCGACCUGCGGAGCUCCCACAUCGUAGGGGCCAACAUGAGAGCCAAGCUCAUCAAGUCCAAACAGACUCAGGAGGGUGAGUUCAUCCCCCUGGACCAGACAGACAUCAGCGUGGGCUUCGAGACAGGCGAUGAUCGUCUCUUCCUGGUGUCUCCGCUGGUGAUCUCUCAUGAGAUCGACUCGCGUUCGCCCUUUUGGGAUAUGUCGCAGGGCCAGCUGGAGAAAGAGGACUUUGAGAUCGUGGUCAUCCUGGAGGGAAUGGUGGAGGCAACGGGGAUGACGUGCCAGGCGAGGAGCUCCUAUCUAGCAGAGGAGGUGAUGUGGGGUCACAGGUUCAGCCCGAUGAUGUCGCUGGCAGAGGGCUUUUUUGACAUCGACUACGGGGCCUUUCAUCACACGUUUGAGGUGGACACGCCUUCCUGCUCAGCACGAGAGCUCUCAUUGGCUGCAGCCAGACUCGACGCUCACCUCUAUUGGUCCAUCUCCAGCAGGCUGGAUGAAGAGCCCACCCUGACCAACCAGGCGGCCAAGCAGCCGGACAGCGGCUCGGCCAACAGCAAAGGAGGGGAGCCGACCUUCAUUGUCGGCGAGAUGACGGACAUCCAGGAGCAAACGGGAGUGGGCGAGCUGAACGGCAGCGUCGCCACCGACCAAUCCGAAUCAGAGGCCUAGAAUGUUUACAAAGACCUUCAGUUUAUCAUCACCUCACCACGAUUAGUGUUUGCAGAACUUUUUAUUUUCAAGGCAAAUGAGUAGUUUCAUUAGGCCCAGUUCGACAGUAUAUGCCAUAUCUUAUGUUACCAUAUGAAAGAGUUUAUUUCUUGAUAUUUUUCUGUCUUUUAGUCCUAUGUUGAUCUUCGUUACAAGUGUACUGUAUGUGUGCUAUCUCUUUUUUUAUCUGUUGUGUUAGCUCCAAUCACCCUUGCCUAUAUCUACAUUUAAAUGACAAUACUAUGCUUUAGGUGGGGUCAACAAUAGUACAUCCUGUGGACCGGGGCAGAAUGCUACAAAGAGAGGACAAAGUGGUUGUUUGUGCAGAGUCACUGUGUGGAUUGUUCACAUUUAAAAUAGGUACAGUGCAUAGAUGCUUUAUUUUCACCUGCGCAUGAAUAUCACUAGAUGAUAUCGAAGUAUAGAAUGAAAUUGUAGUAACCUCAAAUUUCUCUAGAAAUGCAAAGAUUGUUCCACAGUUUAUUGUACAUCAAUCAGGUGUUACUGUGACAGGGUGGGACAGUAACACCAGCCCACACCAGCCUAUUUGUAUACUCUGCUAGAAGUUCCAUUAGGCCACAAACCGUCAUGUGGUGCUAGAAAAAUGUUUAAAAUACCUAUUUGGCUAACAAGAUUAUUAACAGCAAAGCUGGUUUCCUGCCCUGAGUCUAGACGAUUUCUUAUAUUCUGUAGGUACAGAGUUUUAUGUUUGUUUGUUUGUUGAAGAGUGACCUAACACCAGGAUAAAAUGUGGUGUUUUGCUGCCCUUUCUGGUUGAAAGUUUCACGCGUAUUUAAACCUCUGACCACGCCCAACGGUGAUAUCACUGGGUCCUGGAGUACACCUGUACAUCACAGCAGCAAGGUGAGAAGUUAAACCAUAGGAGGCCAGCAAAAACAAGAUUUAACUUGCUUUAAAAUAACACCAGCUUGAAUUUGCUGACAUUCCUAACUGCACUAUAACAUUAUGGUGACUAGGGUAUCUAUCUAAAACCUUUAAAGUAGAGACAGGUUAACAUCAAGUGUGUCCGUGGCUUUGUUUCACAUACGACGUGUGUAGCACAAGGAUUAUCUAUGUUUUGUUCCCAGCCAAGUAGAAAUUAAAAGCACAACAGUGUCCUGCUCAGUUCAGCCCAAACUCCUGCUUCUGCUGCUGUGUAUAUAUGUGGCCAUUUUUACUUGAUGUUUUUAAUAUGUAAUAUAACACAUUAAUUAGAAUUAAUAAACUGCAGUAUAUUCCUGAACAA